CAGUAGUGGAUUAACUAUCUUUAGAUUAUGAGAUAUUUACACAUCAAAUGGAUUCUUAUAAGCUUUAUAUCAUUCAUACUUGGGAAAUACCUGUACAUAUGUUAUCAUUCCCCUCAUAUGAGCAUUCUAAAAUCAAUGUUAACUCCACAUCCGCGAACGACAAAACACAUCAAAGAGAAAUCCAGACACGAAACAAUGAAAGAAAGGAAAGAGAAGGUUUUGGAGUACAAUGCACUGUAUGACCUCAGCUCAAAAUUCACAGCAGAUACUGACAAUGUUGCAGUGCCGAACAUCGUGCAUUAUAUAUGGGUCGACAAGGGGAAAGGAAUUCCUUUUACAUUUCUGAACGCUUUAAGCUUCUUUAGCGUCCACAACAUUUGGAAACCACGAAUAAUAUAUAUACAUGCGAAUCAGUUACCAACAGGCCCCUGGUGGCAGCUUGUUGAACUAAACAUCGGGAAUAUCAAGCAUAUAAAGAUUGACGACACACAAGUUAAGAUUUAUGGUAAAAUUCCUCUUUACACUGAACAUCUUACUGAUAUUCUACGACUUGAAAUACUACAAGAUUAUGGUGGUGUUUAUAUUGACACAGACAUAAUAGCAAUGCGCCCAUUAUCCCCAUUAAGACACUUUGGCCACACUCAGGGUAUAGGCAUGCUAGACAAGGGGCUUUCCAAUGGUGUUAUCCUUGCAAAACAAGGCUCUCCGUUCUUAAAGAUAUGGCAUGAGGCCUAUUGGACGUAUGGACGCAUACCCGACGAUAUCAACUCAACAGUGUGGAGGUAUCACUCCAUAGAACUACCUGGUACUUUACAUAGCAUAUUCCCACGGAUGAUACACACGGAACAAACGGCACUCCUCGGACCGAAAUAUUUCCAAUAUGAAAACGAAACAAUCAAAGAACGAACAUGGCAGAAAAACUAUUGCGUCCAUAUAUGGAAGAGAUUUACCAAGGUGCCUGAGCAUCCUAAUGAUUUCAAAUUUAUAUCGAAAACAUCAUUCGUCAGAGAGCUACUGGAAUAUGUGUGGUUUCAGCAAACAAUCCCAAUAUUGAAGGAAGGCACGUAUAAGAUUGAAAGAUGAGUUUUAGUUUUUUGAGAAAUGUUUGAGAAAAGUCAACGACACUUCCAACGAUAACGCUGUGAAUCUCCGACAGCUAGCCAAUAAUACGCUCAUUUAACAUAGCCUUAAAAUCCCUUGAAUGGCCAAGUGAGAGAUAUAUCAGUCACAUAAUUUAUCACUACAAUUUUUGUUCCACGUAAGAAAGAAAUAUGGCAAAAGCAAGAAAAAAUGCUGUGGUAUUAGAGACGCUUUUUAUGAAAAAUUUGAAGUUAAUGUGAAAUUAGACCCCAAAAUGGGAAUAUGAUUUCAUACUGUGAUUGCAAAUGCAAUUAGGCUAAAU
Messenger RNA from Owenia fusiformis, 1402 nucleotides. NCBI's taxonomy places the organism in Eukaryota, Metazoa, Annelida, Polychaeta, Sabellida, Oweniidae. The record is from the annotation of a GenBank genome assembly.